Messenger RNA from Chenopodium quinoa (quinoa), 3596 nucleotides. RefSeq names its product putative pentatricopeptide repeat-containing protein At1g74580. The coding region runs from base 487 to 2763 and encodes 758 amino acids. NCBI's taxonomy places the organism in Eukaryota, Viridiplantae, Streptophyta, Magnoliopsida, Caryophyllales, Amaranthaceae. Gene Ontology annotation, molecular function: protein binding. The record is from RefSeq and is a predicted model, not a curated record. The transcript is spliced from 4 exons.
CAAUAAGUUCUGCCGUUGUAUACUCUGUGUUUCCCUUUUCUAAGCUUUCUCUAACCUCUGCCUCACUCUCGGUAUUGAACUUGUAUUUCCACCUUUCAUCAAUUUAAUUUCAGUUCAUCUUGCUUCAUUCAUUCAAUUACCCACUUUCUUUUAUUGGUAUAAACCUCACUAUCUUAAUUCCAGGUACAUUCUAAAUUUCUGAUUCAAUUUUGAAUUUUCACCUGUUUGUUUAUCAUUUUUAAACUCGAAAACUCCAUAUUCUACGAAAAUCAAUUUAUAUACGUUCAAUUGAAUGUCUAAUCAAGAAGAAAUAACUUCUGGGUAUUGCUAAUUGUGAUUUCUAUUGCUUUUUCUUGUUUGGAUUUGUGCCCACCACCUGUUCGAUGAAAUGACAGUGGUUCUGUUUUGCCCUGUUUCAUGGUAUUGGUUUUGAAUGGUUAAAAAGGGUGAAGCUUGAAAUUUGGGAUUAGGGAGAUUUUCUUUGUAAUGAGUAGACCCUUAUUAGCAAAACAUGUAGCAGCUGUUAUAAAACAUCAGAAAGAUCCUUUGAAGGCGCUCGAAACGUUUAAAUCAGUUAAAAAUGAGGAGGGGUUCAAGCAUAAUUUGCUGACAUAUAAAUGUAUGAUAGAUAAGCUUGGUUCAUAUGGGAAAUUUGAAGCUAUGGAGGCUUUGCUUUCGGAUAUGAGAAUGGAUAUUGAUAAUAGGAUUGUGGAAGGAGUGUACAUUGGGGCAAUGAAGAAUUAUGGAAAGAAAGGGAAACUUCAACAGGCUGUUGAUGUGUUUGAGAAGAUGGAUUUUUACGAAUGUGAACCGUCAGUUAUGUCGUAUAAUGCCAUCAUGAAUAUCUUGGUUGAACAUGGUUACUUCAAUCAAGCUCAUAAAGUUUAUUUGAGGUUAAGAGAUAAAGGGAUUUGUCCUGAUGUUUACACCUAUACUAUCAGGAUUAAGUAUUUUUGUAGGACUGAGAAGUUUAAUGCUGCUUUGAGGCUUCUUAAGAACAUGCCUUCUCAUGGGUGCGACGCCAAUGCAGUUGCAUAUUGUACCCUCAUUGGUGGUCUUUAUGAACAAGAAUAUGGAGUUGAAGCGUCAAAGUUGUUUUGUCAGAUGCUUAGCCUUGGACUUUGCCCUGAUAUUUUUACAUUUAACAAGCUGAUACAUGUUCUCUGUAGGAAGGGUGAUGUCCAAGAAAGUCUAAGGCUUUUUAGUAAGGUUUUCAAGCGGGGGACUUCACCAAAUUUGUUUACUUUCAAUAUCUUUAUUGAAGGCUUUUGUGAGAAUAAUUCAGUCAGUGAAGCUACUGGUUUACUGGAUAACAUCAUGACUGAGGGUUUUACUCCAGAUGUAGUGACAUACAACUUACUGAUACGUGGACUAUGUAAAAAUACGGGGGCUGUUGAUGCUGAACGCUAUCUGCAUCAAAUGAUUAAUAAAGGGUUUGAUCCAGAUUCUUUCACAUACAACUCCAUCAUUGAUGCUUACUGCAAACUAGACAUGGUACAAAAUGCAGAGAUGGUACUCCAUAAUGCUAAAUACAGAGGAUUUGCACCUGAUGAAUACACAUAUUGCUCUUUAAUUGAUGGCUUAUGUAAGAAUGGUGAUGUUGAGAGAGCCAUGUUCAUAUUCAAUGAGGCUGAGACGAAGGGAUUGAAGGAAAAAGUUAUUGUGUACAACACUUUGAUCAAAGGCCUAUCACAACAGGGUCUGAUUCUUGAAGCAUUACAGAUGAUAAAUGAUAUGGCGAGAGCUGGUUGCUCCCCCAAUAUAUGGACAUAUAAUACAGUGAUAAAUGGACUAUGCAAAAUGGGUUGCUUGUCUGAUGCGAAUAACCUGGUGGAUGACGCUAUUGCAAGAGGAUGUUUACCUGACAUUUUCACUUUUAAUACUCUAAUUGAUGGGUACUGCAAACAGUUGAAGUUGGAUACGGCGAUUGAACUUGUAGAUAAAAUGUGGGAUCAUGGUGUUACUCCAGAUGUUAUUACAUACAAUACUCUGUUGGAUGGGCUUUGCAAGGCUGCAAAAUUUGAAGCUGUAAUGGGAACUUUUGAAACAAUGGUGGAAAAAGGGUGCAUCCCUAACCGUAUUACAUACAAUAUACUUAUGGACAGCUUCUGCAAGGCUCAUAAGCUAGAUGAAGCCUUAGCGUUGCUGUCGGAAAUGAGGUGCAAGGGUCUGACACCAGAUCUUGUAGUUGUUGGCACAUUGAUAAAUGGUUAUUGCAAGAAGGGUGAUUUGGAUGGAGCAUACCAGCUUUUUAGAAAGAUUUACCAGCAAUAUGGACUUUCACAUACAACAGCAACAUACAACAUUGUGAUCAAUGCAUUUGGUGAAAGACUGAAUAUGGACAUGGCUCAGAGGCUUUUUCAUGAGAUGAUUGAGAAGGGCUGCCCUCCAGACAGUUAUACUUAUCGUGCAUUAGUAGAUGGAUUCUGCAAGGCAGGUAAUGACGAUGCUGGCUACAAAUUCUUCCUGAAGAAGAUUGAGAAGGGAUUUACGCCAUCACUCACAAUAUGUGGAAGGGUACUCAAUUGUCUUUGCUUGAAACAAAAGAUCCAUGAAGCUGUUAAAAUUAUCCACAUUAUGGUGCAUGAAGGUAUUGUUCCAGAUAUUGUGGAGGGUAUUUUCAGCUCUACUAAAAGGGAGAUAGCAGCACCAAAGAUUAUUGUGGAGAACUUGCUAAAGAAGAGCUAUAUAACUUAUUAUACAUAUGAACUCCUAUAUGAUGGUGUUAGAGACAAAAAGCUUUUGAGGAAAAUUCUUCCAUGAAGGUUUCUGAAGUGUCUUCCAGCAGGAUUUUCGUGAGCAUUUGAUAUUGUCAUUUGAUGAUUGCACUAGGAACCUAUGCACAAUUUCCUUCAUAUGCUCCUGGAACACAAAAAACUAUAUCAUGAACGAAGAUGGGGGUCUUUUAUUGGUUGAUUUUUUUUCCUUGGAGAAGCUACCAUGACAUUAGCUAUCAUAAAAGGAUCUCAUUGUUGGAUGGUAGCAGAUGUUCAAAUAGAGGCUAUAUGGAGGCUGGAAACUAAUGCUGUAUCAAUCUGUUUGCUUCCGAGAAUUACAAUCUGUGUACAUGAGAUUCCUUGCUCAACUGUUCACCAGUCAAUGUAUAUGACCGUUUGCCAGAACAUGUUGAAACAAACAGGAGGAAAGCACAAGCUACUCAUAGUUGAAGAGUGCUUGAUCUCCAUGGGUUAGAUCAUCAGGUUACUAUGGCUAACCCAAUUCUCUGCAGCAGCAUGGAUUGAUAGCAUAGCAGAUUCAGACAUUCAAAUUUGGUUCCGCAGCCUAAGCAGAUGCAGCAACCCAUACAGGUAUGCUAGCGGGAAAAGCUCAUAUCUAUCUGCAUGACGAGAUGCAUAUAAUUCUAUCACUCUAUGUUGUGUUAAUUGUAUGCUAUCUAUUGCUAGGGUAUUAGAUAAAUUAGCUGAAUACUGCUUACCACACUUCAGAAAUAACUAGUACUUUGUAAAGUACUUGCUAAGAAUUUAAAAAAUUAGGGCAAAAUUCAAUCCUUGUAAAGCUAUACUUGCUUAGUCAAAACAAUUUUCUGAAUAGUGACUACUACAUGUCUAAAAGAUACUUUUAUUACAAAAUUUAUU